AUGGAGCCCUUGAAGAACCUCUUCCUCAAGAGCCCGCUGGGUUCGUGGAACGGUGGCGGCGGCGGCGGCAGUGGGGGCGGCGGCGGCGGCGGAAGCUGGCCGGAGGGGUCCCCGAAAGCAGCGGCUUAUGCCAACCCCGUGUGGACAGCCUUGUUUGACUACGAGCCCAACGGGCAGGACGAGCUGGCCCUGCGGAAGGGGGACCGUGUGGAGGUGCUGUCCCGGGAUGCAGCCAUCUCCGGCGACGAGGGCUGGUGGGCGGGCCAGGUAGGCGGCCAGGUAGGCAUCUUCCCGUCCAACUACGUGUCCCGGGGCGGCCCGCCCCCCUGCGAGGUGGCCAGCUUUCAGGAGCUGCGGCUGGAGGAGGUGAUCGGCAUCGGCGGCUUCGGCAAGGUCUACCGCGGGAGCUGGCGGGGGGAGCUGGUGGCCGUGAAGGCCGCUCGGCAGGACCCCGACGAGGACAUCAGCGUGACGGCCGAGAGCGUGCGCCAGGAGGCCCGGCUCUUCGCCAUGCUGGCACACCCCAACAUCAUCGCCCUCAAGGCGGUGUGCCUGGAGGAGCCCAACCUGUGCCUGGUGAUGGAGUACGCGGCCGGGGGUCCCCUCAGCCGCGCCCUGGCCGGGCGGCGUGUCCCCCCCCACGUGCUGGUCAACUGGGCUGUGCAGAUCGCCCGCGGGAUGCACUACCUGCACUGUGAGGCCCUCGUGCCCGUCAUCCACCGAGACCUCAAGUCCAACAACAUUCUGCUGCUGCAGCCCAUCGAGGGUGACGACAUGGAGCACAAGACCCUGAAGAUCACGGACUUCGGCCUGGCCCGCGAGUGGCACAAAACCACGCAAAUGAGUGCCGCCGGCACCUACGCCUGGAUGGCGCCCGAGGUCAUCAAGGCUUCCACCUUCUCUAAGGGCAGCGACGUGUGGAGCUUCGGGGUGCUGCUGUGGGAACUGCUGACGGGAGAGGUGCCCUACCGCGGCAUCGACUGCCUGGCUGUGGCCUACGGAGUGGCCGUUAACAAGCUCACACUGCCCAUCCCGUCCACCUGCCCCGAGCCCUUCGCACAGCUCAUGGCCGAUUGCUGGGCGCAGGACCCCCACCGCAGGCCGGACUUCGCCUCCAUCCUGCAGCAGCUGGAGGCGCUGGAGGCCCAGGUCCUGCGGGAAAUGCCGCGGGACUCCUUCCAUUCCAUGCAGGAAGGCUGGAAGCGGGAGAUCCAAGGCCUUUUCGAUGAGCUACGGGCCAAGGAAAAGGAGCUACUGAGCCGCGAGGAGGAGCUGACCCGCGCGGCGCGCGAGCAGCGCUCCCAGGCCGAGCAGCUGCGCCGGCGGGAGCACCUGCUGGCGCAGUGGGAGCUGGAGGUGUUCGAGCGCGAGCUGACGCUGCUGCUGCAGCAGGUGGACCGCGAGCGGCCGCACGUCCGCCGCCGCCGCGGCACCUUCAAGCGCAGCAAGCUCCGCGCGCGCGACGGCGGCGAGCGCAUCAGUAUGCCGCUCGACUUCAAACACCGCAUCACUGUGCAGGCCUCGCCCGGCCUGGACCGGAGGAGAAACGUCUUCGAGGUCGGAGCUGGGGACUCGCCCACCUUCCCCCGGUUUCGGGCCAUCCAGUUGGAGCCUGCAGAACCAGGCCAGGCCUGGGGCCGCCAGUCCCCCCGGCGUCAGGAGGACUCCAGCAAUGGAGAGCGCCGAGCGUGCUGGGCCUGGGGUCCCAGUUCCCCCAAGCCCGGGGAAGCCCAGAACGGGAGGAGAAGGUCCCGCAUGGACGAAGCCACCUGGUACCUGGACUCGGAGGAUUCUUCGCCCUUAGGAUCUCCUUCCACGCCCCCAACGCUCAAUGGUAACCCGCCGCGGCCGAGCCCAGAGCCCGAGGAGCCGCGGCGGCCGGCCCCGGCGGAGCGCAGCGGCGGCUCCGGGACCCCCAAGCUGAUCCAGCGCGCGCUGCUGCGCGGCACCGCCCUGCUCGCCUCGCUGGGCCUCGGUCGCGACCUGCAGCCGCGUGGGGAGCCCCAGCCAGCGCCCCCCACCCUGUCUCCCACCCAGCCCCCUUCCUCACUGCCCUCCCGGCUCCUCCGCGCCUCCCCCAAGACGCCCGAAGCCCCCACUUCCCGGUUGAGCCCCGAAGCCCCAGGCCCACCCACCCCUGCGCCCCUGCUGCUGGAGCUGGGUGUCCCCGCGGGCCAGCCUUCGGCCAAGAGUCCCCGCCGCGAGGAAGGGAGGCGCGGAAGCACCUUCUCACCCCCGCCGGGGAUAUCCCGCUCUGCCCCCGGCACCCCAGGGACCCCGCGCUCGCCGCCCCUGGGCCUCAUCGGCCGGCCUCGGCCCUCCCCCCUGCGCAGCCGCAUCGACCCGUGGAGCUUCGUGUCCGCCGGGCCGCGGCCCUCGCCCCUGCCCUCGCCGCAGCCUGCGCCCCGCCGGGCGCCCUGGACCUUGUUCCCAGACUCAGACCCUUUCUGGGACUCUCCACCUGCCAACCCCUUCCGGGGGGCGCCUCAGGACUGUCGGGCGCAGACCAAAGACAUGGGCGCCCAGGCCCCGUGGAUGCCGGAGGCGGGGCCGUGA
This is a messenger RNA of Pipistrellus nathusii (Nathusius's pipistrelle), 2556 nucleotides long. NCBI's taxonomy places the organism in Eukaryota, Metazoa, Chordata, Mammalia, Chiroptera, Vespertilionidae. The record is from the annotation of a GenBank genome assembly.